AUGAAUGCCACCUGCCGUGCCGUCUUGUCCUAUGCCAGCCGGCAUAUGGCCCGUGUCGAGUCGCUCCUGCAGAAGACCUACCUCUUCGACCUCAUCUUGCAAGGCAGUAGCCAAGGUCUGGCCACCAAGGAUUCCGACGAUGCGACUAUCUCGGCAGAGGCUCUGAAGCGCACAAUGGAUGUGCUGCUGCAAGGCAAGGAUGAGGAUUUGGAAAAGAAAGAGGACGAGUUUGAGGAGACAGAGGAUGACGCAGUCGAUGAGGACACCGGGAGUGAGGACGAGAAGGACAAGGACGUUGCAACUUCGGGUGAGGCCAAGCGCAGGAGAAAGCAAUAGGGCACGAUAGGGCAAAUGGAAGCGGAAACUCGGCUUGCCCAAUCAGCCUGCGUAUUUGCUGGAUUUUGUUUGGCUGCAAGACUCAGUGUUUUUGACUAUACAUAGUAAUUAGAGAGGGCUUGAGCAUGACUCAUAGGACUGUGUUUGAAGACCAGUUCUUCCCAGCGCUGUCUCUUUUGAGUAGUGUGCACAUGCUGGCAGACUGGUUUUAUUGUAUUUGAGACUUGGCAGUUUUUUCUUUUAUUCACAUACCUUUGCACUUCAG
Durusdinium trenchii is the source of this 601-nucleotide messenger RNA. NCBI's taxonomy places the organism in Eukaryota, Dinophyceae, Suessiales, Symbiodiniaceae. The record is from the annotation of a GenBank genome assembly.